CUUCAUGUAGACCCUCUGUAAAAAAUUUGGUUUCGAUGUUGAAACAGGUUACCAAAAUAUGGGAACGCACGAAAAUCAUGAUAGUUUGCGCUUAUUCAACUAAUACGGAGCAAUUUUGACAACCACCUCUGUAAAACAAGCCGUUUAAGGUCGUUGUGACGAAAACGCGGGCGGGUGGGUGGCUCUGGAAGCACAUCUGUUAUAGUAACGUUAUUGGAAACUAAAUACGCCCACACACUUCGCUACAUUUUUUUGGUCAGGCUUUAUUCUCACGGGACUGAACUUAAAAAUUGAAAUGUAUGCGUUAUUAGGUCGAUCACCUUCCCUUAUUUCAAAAACCAUCCGAUUGAGUAGAAUAUUCAGCACAAGUUGUAAACUGACCUCCAAUGUGUACUAUACCAAAAAACACGAGUGGAUCAAGGUCAGUGGUGAUGUCGGGAUUGUAGGAAUUUCUAAAUAUGCUGAACAGAAACUGGGUGAUAUAGUGUACGUUGAGUUACCUACUAUUGGAGACAAGAUCAAGGUUAAUGACCAAUGUGCCGUUGUCGAAUCAGUCAAAGCUGUUAGCGAAGUAUACUCUCCAGUGUCAGGUACCAUAAUUGAAGUCAAUCCAGAUGUUGAAAAAAAUACAAAAAUAAUCAAUCAGUCCCCUUUAGAUGAAGGCUGGCUUUUCAAGCUUCGACUUUCAGACUUAUCACAAAUCAAGGACCUUUUAUCUGAAGGAAAUUAUGAUGAAUUUUUGACCUCUGAAUCUUGAUGCUGUAACAUAUUCUUCAGUUCGUUUCUUUAGGCAUUACAAACCUCCACCGUUCUUAUUUUGAACAAUUAAACGUUAUUUAGCGUAUGAUUGGGUUGCUAAGUUCUUCGAGACCACCUCAGCACAUUUUAAUCUUAGUUUUAUAUAUUUUUACUUGUGAAUAGCUUCUAUUUAUAGGACAUAAACGUCUGAGUACAUAAUGGCAGAGUCAUAAUAUUUGUAGGAAGAGGAAAGAAUCGUACAGCCUGUAAAUAAACAGACACCCAUGAAAUUUCAUUAAAGGUAAAGUUCGGUAGAAAUACAGUCUAGAAAGUUCUCCAAUUAAGGAAACCCAUCUCACUUUUAUGAACAAUGUAGCUAGAAACUACAGUGUGAUUCUUGGCCCGUGUAUAAUGUCUCAACAUACUUAGUUGCAGCAUCUCCAGGACCCCAACUAAGCAAUCUUAAUGGACCUACAGGUCUCACUCCUAUUCGCCUAUAUUGCAUAUCAUGACGCCAUGUCAUAAGCUGACCACAUUUCCGCUUCCUCGAUUUAGUCGCUGCGUCAGCAAGUAACGUGCGGUGUGAAAGGUAUCAGAAUAACAUUAGGAAAAAAAACUCGAAGUCAGUGUUUCAAGAUAGUGAUACUGAAGGUACUAUAGAUGUUUAAACACACUCCCAAACCUCAGCAUUUUUAGCCUUGUGUUCUCACCGUAUGUAAGCAAUCCCUCGUAAACAGUGUUAACCAAACUCAGAGAAUCUCCCAAUAUUCCAAGGUCAAAAAUUCCAGAAUUCAUGAGCACAGACAAACUUCGCUCGCCGGUGUGUUAUCAAACUUUGAUACCCAAUCUUAUAUCAUUACUACGCCAAAGAGGAUGCAGAUGGACAUAAGCCACCGAUCUAAGAUUCACUUGUCAAGGACUUUCCAAAUUGUUAUUUUUUUCGAAUGUAAACCCUGUUACUAUCCCGAUAAUCUUCCGUUGUCAGGAUGAAGAAGCACGUUGGAUAUUCAAAGCCUGGAAUUCGGGACUGCCUGUCACGAAUAUCGUCAUGAAAAGAUGUCUCAGUAUCAGAGCCGCGCUAAGUUGUUUGUGAGUAUACGUUUCUCUUCUUGUAUGCAGCAAGUCUCUGCAUUGGGUUGCAAGGUGACAACUGUCUUCGUU
Messenger RNA from Schistosoma haematobium, 1899 nucleotides. RefSeq lists its product as uncharacterized. The record is from RefSeq and is a predicted model, not a curated record. NCBI's taxonomy places the organism in Eukaryota, Metazoa, Platyhelminthes, Trematoda, Strigeidida, Schistosomatidae. The transcript has 6 exons. Gene Ontology annotation, cellular component: glycine cleavage complex; mitochondrion; cytoplasm. Gene Ontology annotation, biological process: protein lipoylation; glycine decarboxylation via glycine cleavage system. The coding region runs from base 296 to 757 and encodes 153 amino acids.